AUGUGCUUCGGAGGCGGCGGCAGCAGUCGACGUGGCUACGGUGGCAGCAGCGGAGGCAUGAUGGGCCCUCGUCCAGUUAAGGAAGUCCACCACCAUCAUCACGGAGGAGGCAUGGGAGGAGGUCGCAUGGGAGGCGGCAUGAUGGGUGGAAGCCGAAUGGGAGGUGGAGGACGUUGCAAUGGCGGCGGUCGAAUGGGAGGUGGUAUGGGAGGUGGAAGAAUGGGUGGUGGAUUGGGAGUCGGCGUCGCUGGCAAACUCGGUUCAAGCACCAUCCGACUAAAGCGUCUCUGGGAUGAAGUUCAAGAUGUCCCCGCUAGCGUCCAGCGAUGUAUCGAGCACCUUGAGCUUCUCGCUCCAGCAUUAGAAGAGAUGGACCAUGAGUUUCAGAGAAUAAGCACCGUGGUACAGAAUGACUCCGCCGCGAAACGAAGUCUCGAGUAUUCGCGCAAAGCUGUCGCGGCACUCGAGUCCCUGGUGAGAAGUUUAGAAAAUCAAUUGACUACAGCCAAGAAAGGUCGCCGGCUCGUGGCUCAGUUGAAAGUUAGGAUGAAGAAAGAAGUGAUUGAGGAACAUCAGCAGCAACUUCAAUCUGUGCUUCAGUUGGUCACCCUGUCCCAGCAGACGUAUCUGAUUGCGUUGUCGCGAGCCCAACCCGAGAUCAUCGUAUCAGAGAUAAAGAAUUGGCAAAACUCAAACCGCAUCCAGCAACUUUCUGGAAGUACCGAAAACGAAGGUACCCUUGCUUCGAUAUGGACAGAGAAUAAGGAAACAAUACUGAAAGAGGUGUUCGACGGGCAACCUCAUAUCAACAGAUUCGCUACAGCCACAAGGCUUUGGGAUUCAAUACUGCAUCUUACGACCGCGGAAUCGGUUAUGCUUAAGCAGGUCAUAGAUUGGGAAGCCGCCGAUCCAGUGGUAGCGCUUGAAGCCAUGUCCCAAAGGGUGGUCAGUGUUGUCGACAUGAGGACUUCUACAAUACAAGGCUGUCGACUGAAAGACUUCGCCAUCCAGUACCUCCAUGAGUACCUUAAUUGCUCGCCCUGGAUGGACGAGUGGCGCCUUACCGCCCAAAGGCUUUUCCGUGACGCUAUUUGGGAAGAUCUAGCCGCCUUGCAUAUCGAUCAGAUUGUAAAGGAUAUAUGGCAAUGGCAGUUCCCACUGGGGGCGUUCGAGAAAUGGCUUAAUAGAGUCCUCGGGAUAUUCAAGGAAGACCUAACCCAGGCAGGGUUUCAAUUGACAAUGGCCCCGAGGUUCUAUGGUGUCCCUAGCCGCAAACAAAGCUUGUCUGGUCUUGGGACAAUGUGGAUUUCGACAAGUGACUGCGCUGCACUGUGGGAUCCAUAUGUUGAGGAACUCGCUGGCGAAUUUUGGCACAAGAUUGAGACCACUCCCCUGUCUGUACCGGGAUCUUGGGUUUUCGAUGACGAGGAUGAUCAUGACAUAUCUGAUUGUCUUUUUUGGCCUGCAAACGGGGAUUACCGUUGUACCGACAGGCGUCAGCAGUUCUACCGAGGGAACGAAUGUAUAGACAACAAACCGGGCGUUUUUGGUGGGACAUGCAAGCCCAGAUCCACCGACCUCAUGACAACAUCUACCCUCUCGGUGACAUUAUCUUCCGAAAUUGCCCAAUCAACCGACUCAACAACCACGAUCUCCUCCGUCGUCGAAAGUACUGUUUCAUCUGAAGUGCCAGCCACAACGACCUCUUCCGUACCCUGUCCCAGCUGGACUCCCAUCACGCCAUAUCCCGCCAACAAAGUCUGCGGAAAAGAGGUUUACCGUGGUAACCUCGACUCGUCACCUGUUUAUAUCGGGAGCCAGCUCAAGGAAAACAUCAAUGCUUGCGCCAAAGUGUGCGGCGAUACAAAAGACUGUGUGUCCUUCUAUGCACAGGACUAUGUGCCCGGUCCUGGCGCGCCGACGUACAAGAUCUGUUUUCUGUUCAAGGGAUACGAGGAGGAUAUUGAGUUUGCGCCGGGUGGUGACAAGCCUUCUUAUUGGGAGCAGAGUUGUUUUGAGUGUGUGAGGGAGACGGUAGAUCCUAGUGAGACUUGA
Fusarium coffeatum is the source of this 2055-nucleotide messenger RNA. RefSeq lists its product as uncharacterized. Lineage: Eukaryota; Fungi; Ascomycota; Sordariomycetes; Hypocreales; Nectriaceae. The transcript has 5 exons. The coding region runs from base 1 to 2055 and encodes 684 amino acids. The record is from RefSeq and is a predicted model, not a curated record.